Naegleria gruberi is the source of this 938-nucleotide messenger RNA. RefSeq lists its product as uncharacterized. The transcript has 5 exons. Gene Ontology annotation, molecular function: cysteine-type endopeptidase activity. The record is from RefSeq and is a predicted model, not a curated record. Gene Ontology annotation, cellular component: lysosome. NCBI's taxonomy places the organism in Eukaryota, Heterolobosea, Eutetramitea, Acrasida, Naegleriidae. Bases 1 to 894 code for a protein of 297 amino acids.
AUGCAAAAACUCAUCACUGCUGUACUCGUCUUGUUGAUGAUUGGUUUUAUUGGUGCAGAGGAAUUAUCCUUCCAUCAACGUAAUCCAUGCUACAAGAGGGAUAAAAGAUUUGAUCAAAACGAUCCAAAGUACGUCCGUGAACAUUUAGUUUCACCAAAGCCUCAUACCUAUUUGAAGCCACAAGAUUUGCCAUCAUCAUGGGAUUGGAGAAAUGUUUCUGGAGUUAAUUACUUGUCCGUGACACGUAAUCAACACAUUCCAACUUAUUGUGGAAGUUGUUGGGCUCACGGUAGUACUUCUGCUUUGGCUGAUAGAAUUAACAUUGCUAGAAAGGGUCAAUUCCCACGUGUCUUGUUGAGUGUUCAACACGUUAUCGCUUGUGCUGAUGCAGGCAGCUGUUAUGGUGGUGAAGAUACUCCUGUCUAUCAAUAUGCUCAUGAUCACGGUAUUCCUGAUGAAUCAUGCAACAAUUACAAGGCCGUUAAUCAAGAUUGUUCUGCUUUUGCUGAAUGUGGAUUCUGUAAUUCAACUGGAUGUCAUUCCAUUUCAAAUUACAAAGUUUGGAAGGCAAAGGAAUAUGGUGAAAUCGAUGGAGAACAUCAAAUGAUGAGUGAGAUUUAUGCUAGAGGACCAAUCAGUUGUGGUAUUGAUGCUACCUCUGCUUUGGAAGCUUACACUGGUGGUAUCUUUGCUCAAUACAGAGAAGAUCCUUCCAUCAAUCACAUCAUUUCAGUUAUGGGUUGGGGAGAAGAAAAUGGAAAGAAGUUUUGGAUUGUUAGAAACAGUUGGGGACAACCUUGGGGUGAACAAGGAUUUUUCAGAAUUGUUAGAGGUAAUCAAGAUUACAAUCUUGCCAUUGAAACUGACUGUGCUUUUGCAGUUCCACUCGUUUAAUCAUCCAAUCUUGAAAUAAACUUAAUUUAUUACAAUUUCAAUAU